UUUGUCAAUGUGAAAAAACCGCCAAUUUUUCCCUUCUUUAACCGUUCGUUUUCCUAUUAUUAAUUUGCCUGCAUAUUCCACAUUUUGCUUGUCUGCAGUUACUUUCUUCCUUAUAUUAUUUAUUUUAGGAAAGCGUAGUUUUCCAUGCAAAACUACAAUUUCUAAAAAAUGAUGAAAACUGACGUAAAAAAAGUUUUUAUCCAAGUAGACACUGCUGAAACAGACCCAGUAGAGCAGGAAAAUGUUAAGAACACCAGGAAAGGAUUGAAGAUGCUCCAGCCCAAGGCUGGAAAUGAAGAGAAUUUGGUUGGUAGAACCAUCAAGGACAUAAAAAAGAUAGGAAAUCCAGUUAAAAAAGCCAAACCUUUGCUCAUGCACAAAGAAACCCAAACAGAAAAAUACAUCACCAGUCUCGAUGACUUGACAGGAGAAGAAGCUUCUGCUGACUACUGGAAAAGGUUGGCUGAGAAAAGGCAAGAAUCUCUUGAUGAAAGUCUCCAAGAGAUUGAAAAACUAAAAUGUGAUAUUGAAGUUCUCCAGGAAGAAAAUAAAAUAUGUAAAGAAAUGCUUGAAGAGUCCAAAACUCUUGUUGAAGUAUUACAGGAAAUGAUUAAAGAGGGCGAAGAAGAUGAGAAAGAAGAAGUGGAAGAAGAACCUACUCCAAAGGCUGAACAUGACUCAGAUAGCUCUGUGUAACUAGUAAUAGAACAAAAUCUUAUUCAUAGAUUGUUUUUGAAUAUUUAGGGUUAAGAUAGAUUUAAAAUAAAGAUAUGAGUGCCUUAACUGUAAGUACCUUGAAAGCAAGUUAUUAAGACUAUUGUCAUGUCAACUUUUAUAAUCAUAAAAGUUUAAUUUUAAACCAUAUGACUUGCUUCCUAUUCAUAAUGUUAAUGACCAAAGCAUCAUACUGAUAGUGUUUGGCAUCACAUUUUAUAACUUUAAUGUUUUUUUUAGUAGUUUAUAGAUUUACCAAUUAAUAGUUUAUUUUAUUAUUCUUGGCAACGUUUAUUUUUGUAUUGAUAAGUUAAAUAAAGUAUCAUUGAUUAAGUUAA
Messenger RNA from Anthonomus grandis grandis, 1052 nucleotides. RefSeq names its product serrate RNA effector molecule homolog. Gene Ontology annotation, biological process: regulation of DNA replication. The transcript is spliced from 4 exons. The record is from RefSeq and is a predicted model, not a curated record. The coding region runs from base 169 to 696 and encodes 175 amino acids. NCBI's taxonomy places the organism in Eukaryota, Metazoa, Arthropoda, Insecta, Coleoptera, Curculionidae.